This is a messenger RNA of Closterium sp. NIES-67, 2920 nucleotides long. The record is from the annotation of a GenBank genome assembly. NCBI's taxonomy places the organism in Eukaryota, Viridiplantae, Streptophyta, Zygnematophyceae, Desmidiales, Closteriaceae.
UGAGGUGAGUCGAUGGCGCGGUGUGUGCGGGAAAAUUAGGGUUGUCACAAGUGCAAAAAAAUCUCGUUAUUGAUUUCUGGUGCAGCUCGGUUGAGCACAUUUGGGUAGUGGUCUUUGCUUUGUAGUAAUCUGCAGUGGUAGAACUUCUUUUGAGUUGGCACUCAGGACACGCCCUUAGAAUUUAGGCGGCACUUGUACUUCCUGGAGUUGAAAUGCUCGUUUCACUCGCGCCCAUGGAAUGAAAGCGGCACCCUUCGGCGCCUAGUGUGACGCGCUGCUGCAACGACUAGAGGCCGGCGUCUCGUUUAGAGCGGCCUUGAGCCCCGCUUCCGUCAAGGUACCGCGGGUCUCAGCGUGGGGCAUCUCGGGUCUUAGCGUGGGGUAUCGCGAGUCGCCCAGCAGGUCUCGAGGGCCCCUGAGCUCGGCGCGUACUGUAAGCCCCGCGUCCUCGAGAGCAUCGCGUCGCUGCGCGGGAUGGCUCAAUCCGCGGCGUUCGACUCCCCUCUGCUUCCGCCACCAGACCCCCUCGCCGCAGCCUCGCGCGCGACUCACCGCGGGCGGGCGUCCGCGCGGAGGCGCGCUCAGCGGAAGCUGGCGUCGUGCCUCGACCGCCUGGGCGCGUGGAGCCCGUUCGGGCAGGGGGAGGGCGCGCAGGCGGAGGGCGCCGUUGGGUCGACGUGCGGAACGGCGACGGCUGCAGCGACGGCGGAAUUGAGGGGCGCGGAUGAGCGCGAUGAGGCCGGGUGGGAGGAAGGGGAGGGGACGGAGGAGGCGGAGGAAGGGGGCGCGGUGGGGCAGGGCCCGAGCAGCUGCGAGGAGGUGUGGGCGGCGCAGCCGCUGCCGCUGGAGCAGCAGCAGCAGCACGAGACGACCUGGCUCUCCGCGACCUUCGUUGUCCCGCCUAGUGCCCCCGUCGCAGCAAUGCUUUCCACAUGCGCCGACGCUGGGAGGCUCGGAAUGACAGAGCUUGCCAAGCCUGAGCAUGAGGCUCGGUUAAGUUUCCGGGGCAGAGGCGUGCGGGCGUCAGGGUGGUCUGGAGGGAGCUCGGACGAGAGCUGGGCGGCACUGGAGCAGCAGACAGCGCGCAGAGCAGCGCGGCCGGGGAGUGGCGGGGGGAGACGUGCGCAUGGGCGCGGGAGGGGGCACGCGGAGGGGGAGGGCCAUGGGCAGAGGAACGCGGAGAGGGGUGCGGAGGGGGGCGCGCACAGGCGGGCGCAAGGCGAGGGGAGCGGCAAGCACCUGGUAGCGAUGAGCACCCCUGGCAGCAGUGCGGGCGCCAGCGCUCACAUGGCCAGCCCUGCACAGGGGCCGCUGCGCUGUGCGGGGCUGCCAGGCGAGGCCCCAAACGCCGUAGCACCCAGUGGCACGGCGCCAGGCGAACGCGGCGAGGCGCGGGCACGAGCAAGUGGCGACUGCACGAUGGGCCCGCCCCAGCCCCCUGGUGGCGCGCCCUCAGGGAGGCGACGGGGCGUGUCAGGGCGGGGAGAGGGGCGGAGGCGAGGAGAAGGGGAGAGCGGAGGAGGGGGAAUGGAGGAAGGACAAGAGAGGGGAGCGACGGUUGAUGAUGGAGAGGGAAGGGGCGACGGUGGUGGGCGUGCACAGGGAGGGCGCGCAGGGAGUGGCGGGAGGGUGGAGUCGAGAGCAGCAAGGUGGAGUGUAGGAGGGGUGAGUGAUGCGCCUGCUGGCAGUGGUCCGGCUGCUGGCACGGCUGGUGGAGAGGGUGUGUUGAAAUCUCCCCGGUUCAUGAAGCGGCGGGUGAGGUGGCAGAGGGCGGGAGGGGAUGCGGAGCGAGCGGCAGCAAAAGGCGAGCAGGCAGCGGGGCCUGCCGGUGGCAGGAGCAGCGCGGGGCGGGCGGACGUGGAUGAGGGGGGGGCAGAAGGCAGUGCGCGCGAGAGCAGAGGGGCGGGUGCCAUGGCCAUGGGCGGGAACCAGGCAGUGAUUCGCAAGAGGCGGCGCUGCACCAUCCAAUCAGUGCGUGACAGCGCAGGAGGGGUGUCAGGCCACACCAGCGACCGCGUUGGCGGGCCGUGCGACACAUCAUGCGCCUCCAACCCUCUCGACCCCUCCGCGUCCGCCUCAGCAUCUGCCAGUGCUGCUGUGCUGUCGGACCGCGGCCAGCAGUCUGAUCGCGAGCGCCAGUCUGAUGCCAACCCGCCGUCUGAGUUUGGGAGAAGCUCCGAUGCGGGCAGGCAGUCAGACGCGCCCCUCCCUUCCCACGCGCCGUGUCAUGCCUUUGCUGCUGUUGCUGUUGCUGCUGCGGGACAUGAUGAGCGACGCAGCGGUGGUGGUGGGAGGGUGUGUGGCGGGCUCCCUGCAUCACCAGCGGUUGCAGCGCAGCGUGCCACGCGCGCCAGCGGCGAGCUGUACUACGGCACCUCCCGGCCCGGCAAGGCGCCGUGGCACGCCGACGACGCCAGCAGAGCCUCGCGCGCGCCUCGGCAGGCGCGCGUGGAGGGCGGGCGCAGCAGCCGGCGCAGCAGCGCGGCCACAAGGAGCUGUGGGGGGGGAGGGCGAGGCGGCGGGGGGCAGCAGCAGGUGGUGUAUGGAGGGGGGGGGUACAUCAGCAGCAGCAGCACGGGGAUUGACCUGCCGCAAGGGACAAGAGGAAGGCACAUGAGAGGGGCGAGCAGCAGCACGCCCAGGAGCAUAGUGGAGGGGGAGGCGCUGGACAGAGAUGACGUGUGGGGCGGGGAGGAGGAGGAUGAGGAGGAGGAAUCGGGCAUGGUGGUGGCAUCAGCAGCAGCCGUGCAUGGUGGCAUGCACGCUGCUGUCAUGACAGGUGCCAUGGAGCCGUCGACCUGGGCAUCAUCUGCAGCACCCGCACUGCAGCCGUGCUCCUUCCUGCCAGCAGACCUCAUCAUUCCAGGGAAAAUAGAUUCCUAAUGGCUAGCUGCUUGUGGCUGCAUGCGAAAAUGCAAUG